Caenorhabditis briggsae is the source of this 13071-nucleotide messenger RNA. It is a transcript of the gene Cbr-tag-308, whose product is annotated as Protein CBR-TAG-308. The transcript is spliced from 3 exons. The annotation marks the transcript as partial. The record is from RefSeq and is a predicted model, not a curated record. Lineage: Eukaryota; Metazoa; Nematoda; Chromadorea; Rhabditida; Rhabditidae.
AUGCAAGAAAGUUGGUCUUCUGUUGAAUGUAGAAGACGUUCUGCGUCUAUUGAUCGUGCCUCUAUGAAUCUUAGAGCCUCCCAAGAAGAAGUAUGUACUGGAUUCUGGAAUACAACAAAAGGAGAAAGUACUAGAAGAACACUUCUUCAGAAGGCCAAGAGCACUGAAAGCAUGAGUCUCAAAUCUAAAUCUGCUUCUCUCACUAACAUCGAAAUGUCAUCUCAACAUCAGAAAACAUCUGCCACCAGAACAACAUCCACUGAGAUUGCCACUCAUAGAAGAGAGAUUGUCGCAGCUGCCUUCGGAAUCUCAACACAUUCCCUUGAACGUCUUCUGAACUUUGUUGAAGAUGUGGAUUGGGAAAACAUCACAAUGUUGGAUUCACAAAAAGAAAUCCUUUCGGUGAACUUGAAAGCUCUUACCAGUUCUCCAAUUUCUCUCAACAUUCCAAGUGUGUUAGGAAGAAUAGUGGCGCCGGCUGAACAAGAUGAAAGUUCUGAUUUGAUAAUGAGAGAUCGUCUUGAAUCAAGAGUCUUCGCUCAGUUGAGAGCAUCAGUCGAUGAAAUGACAACUCGGGAAGUGUCAUUGGGAUCAAUGACCCAACUGGAGCAAGCCGCAUUUAUGAGUCUUUUGAUUACAAGUGCCUCCAGAUGUGAUUUACGAACAAUUGCACCCACGAACAUUUCAUCAACCACUGAAGUUUUCUACGAUGUGGCUGAAGAGAAAAUGAGUACCAGUGGAGUGAUGAGUCGAGAAUCCAGACGAGAAUAUGGUUCCAAAACAUUCACGUCUUCCAGAGAAGAGAUCGUUCAAGGAUUCUGGAGAGGAGAACGAGACGAAGAGAAAGUUGUGAAGACAUUGAAAGAUCGGAUGGAGAGUUUCAAACAAUCACUCAAUGUCAAAUCAGUGUCAUUCAUUUCUGAAACUUCAACCCUAGGAAUGAAGAAAGCUGAUCGAACAGAAGAAACAAGUCAUUCUCAGAAGAUGACACCUAAAGAAAUUGUAUCAGAAGUUUUCGGAGUUUCUGAGAGCAAAACUGAUCAAUUCUUCCAAGUUCUGGAGAAAAUGGAUUGGAGUAAAAUUCAAUUGAGAGUAAAAGAGCAUUCAGCAAUUUCGGCUAACAUUCGAUCAUUGGCUCCCACACAGAACUCAUGUGAUGGAAUUUUGGGCAAACUGAGAGCCCCAAAACAAGAAGACGAAUCUGCUGAUGUGAAAUUACAAGAAAUCAGAAAAGCAACACUUGUGAUGUCUGUUCGUGCUGCUCUUCAAUCAACAAUCUCCAGCAAUUCAAAUUUCGCCAAAAACAUUUCUGAUACUGAAAAAGCAGUUUUCAAUAAUCUCAUCAGUGUUAUUGUUUCACAAAACCUUUCAACUAUUGCCACGUCAUCUGAAUCUGCAACAGCUUCUAUUAAUUAUCAAGAUAUUCCAGAAGUUCUUGGUGCUUCCAGAACAUGGAUUUCCAAGACUUCUGAAAAGUUGAAACAAGAAAUUCGGGAACCAAUGAUAGAAACUGUUGAAUCAUUCUGGAGUACUGCGAAUGAUCAAGAGAAAAUUGCAGUUCUGGUGAAUAAGAAAACAGAAUCGAUUUGUAGUUCAUUGAAUGCGUUGGCUACUAGCAUCGAAAAAGAAAAUAUUCACAAAGAGUUGGUACGAGAAGCUGCGACUUCUGGAAGUGUAAACAUCAAAACCGUCAGUCCUAGAGAAAUCGUCUCCAACUCGUUCCAAAUCACCAGAAGUGAGAUGGAGCAACUCUUCAAUGUUAUGGAGAAAGUCGAUUGGAGUCAAAUCAGUUUACCAGUUCCAGAGCAUUCCAUCUUGUCUAAAAACAUUCAAUGCCUUGCACCACCGCUUUUUGACAGUUCAAACGUUCUGGGAAAAUUAAGAGCUCCUGAAAUGCAAGAACAGUCAGCUGAUUUGAAAAUUAGACAAGCACAACAAGCUAAAGUUGUGUUGGAUGCCACUGCAGCCAUGAUGAGUACCAUCGAGUCGUCACAAACAUUCUGCAAAUAUCCAGAAGACGAGAAAGCAAUUCUUAAGAACCUUGUUGGCAUUAUUGCAACUCAAGAUUUGACUACAAUCGGAACGUCUUCUGAAACUCAAACUGUUCAAAUUGAUUACUCGGAAGCUCAAGAACGAUUAGAAGCAAGCAAAAAACUUGUUGCUCGCAAUCUGAAAGUUCUGAAAUCGGAGAUCCGAGAAAGUAGUGAAGAAGUUGUUCAAGGAUUCUGGAACACGGCUUCAGACCAAGAAAAAGUUGGAGCAAUCGUCUGUGAAAAGCUGAAAACCAUACAUCAUUCGCUUCAAACUCAUGCGAUCAGAACUGUUACCGAGAGCCUCAGUCGUGAUAUGAAACAAGAAUCCCAAGAUCUCGGAAGCCAUCACUUUGUUAAACUGUCACCAAGAGAAGUUGUGCAAGCAGCAUUCGGAAUUUCUUCAGAAUCAGUUGAUCAGCUUCUAGAAUUGAUUGAGAAAAUGGAUUGGAGCAAUAUUGAAUUGGCAGAUAGAGUAUAUUCGAAUAUAUCUGCUAAUGUCAGAGCACUCGCAUUGUCUUCUUCUCAAUCUUCAGGAAUUCUCGGAAAACUGAUUGCACCACCACCAGAAGAUGCAUCAAUUACUCAAGAGUUCCGUGAUUUGAAUACAGCUAAAUGCAUAUUGAAUGUGAUGUCUUCAUUCAACACAUCUGUCACUUCCGAUUCUAUUUUAUACCGAAUUCCAGAAGAAGAGCGAGUCAUUCUCUCGAACAUUCUCGGAGUAAUGGCUUCCAACAACCUCAACUUGCCUUCCGAAUCUACAGUUUCUUCGUUCGGAUUCAAUAGAAUAUUUGAACUUUCGGAUGCAAGACAUGUCUUGAAACAGACUAACCAACAAAGUCUGACACAAAAGAUUCGGGAAUCCUCCGAAGAACUGGUUCAAGGAAUCUGGAAUACUGCAAGUGAGCAAGAGAAAGUUGCCAUCAUAGUCAAAGAAAAACUGGAGACAGUUUACCAGUCAAUAAAAACGUUGGCAAUUCAGAUGGCUACUUUGUCAGUGAACAAAGAGUUGACUGGAAAUGAAGAGAACCUGACAUCAGUCAAAAAUGUUGCUCUGGCACCUAGAGAAGUUGUUAAGUCAGCAUUCGAGAUUUCCAGCGAGACAGUUCAAACAAUGCUGGAAGUUUUGGCUAAAGUUGACUGGAGUGAUAUCUCUUUGCCAGAGAAAAACCAUCAAUUUAUUUCACAGAACGUCCGAAGUCUUGCUGAGCCAUCGUUCAAUUGUGAUAGUAUUCUUGGAAAACUUCAACAUCCAUCACCAGAAUCGGAGUACGCUGAUCACAAAGUAAUCGAACAGAGAACAGCUUCUGCAGUGGCAACUUUGAAAUCCACAGUUGAAUCUGUCGUUUCCAGUGACUCAUCAUUCGUGAAUCUACCACCCGAAGAGGUUGCAAUCAUCACUAACAUGGCUGGAUUAGUAAUCUCAACUGACUUAACAUCAAUGUGCAACAGUUCUGAUACGUUCGGAUUCCAGCAGAGAAUUACUCGAAAUCAAAACGCAAGUGCGCUUCUGGCAGCAACCAACUCACAAUCUCUGUUCGAACGUCUUUGUGAACCGGUUGAAAAUCAAGUUCAAGGAUUCUGGAGCACCGCUUCACCACAUGAAAAAAUGUCUAUGGUUGUCAAGCAGAAGUUGGACACUAUGUACGAGGUCAUCAAGACAAUUGCAACUCAAAUGGUUACUCAGACUGUCGACCAACGUCUGUCAGCAACAGAACCAUCAUCAGAAUCACUCAAAAUCAUUGACAAAGCAGCAAGAGAAGUCGUCACGGCCGAAUUUGGAAUCAGAAGUGAGAAUGUUCAAACAACUUUGGAAGUACUGAGCAAAAUCGAUUGGAGUAGCAUUUCACUCCCUGAAAAAAUGCACCAAGCGAUCACAAGUAAUGUAAGAACUCUUGCGGAGCCUUCAUUCAAUUGUGACAGUAUUCUUGGAAAACUCAAUCCACCAGAAGCUCAAACUGCCAGUGCUGAUAAGGAAUUGUUGGAUCAAAGAACGAUUGAAGUGUCUGCAAAAGUUCAAUCUGCUCUGGAAUCUGCUAUUUCAACUUUUUCUAAUCUUCAAAAACUUCCAGCUGAUGACAAGGCAGUCAUAUCUAAGAUCGCUGAAUUUAUGGUUUCGAAGGACUUGAGCUCUAUGACAAGUACAUCAACCAGUUUUGGAUUCCAAAGAGACUUAUCUGAUUCUCAAGAUGCGUAUAUUCUUCUACGAACUCCAGGUUCGAUGCUCUCGGAACAACAUGUUCGAGAACCAUCAAAUCAACAAGUACAAGGCUUCUGGAGUACUGCAUCACCACAAGAAAAAACAGAAUUUAUUGUCCAACAAAAAUUGCACUCCCAGUAUGAUGCUAUGAAAGUCAUGGCAAUUACUAUUGCUUCUGAAUCUGUUGAUACCGAAUUGAAGGGAAUCGAAGACAAUGUUGAGUUACAAAAGAACAUUGGAACAGUCACCAAAGAAAUCAUUGCUUCUGCUUUUGGAAUUUCCAGUGAAGCAGUUCAGAAAACAUUGGAAGUUUUGUCUAAAGUCGAAUGGUGCAGUAUUUCUCUUCAAGAAAAAGAGCAUCGAUCAAUUUCACAAAAUAUCAGAGCUCUCGCUGAACCGAGCUUCAAUUGUGACAGUAUCCUUGGAAAACUCAAUCCACCUGAUCAACAAUCUGAAGCAGCCGAAAGAAGUGUAAUGGAACAGAGAAAGGCUGUGAUUUCUGUGAAUCUGAAAUCUGCAGUUCAAUCUGUUAUUUCCAAAGAUUCAACUUUCCAAAAACUUUCUGAGGAUGAUAAAUCGUCGAUUUACAAAGUUUCAGAAGUGAUUGUGACCAGUGACUUGACGUCAAUGAGCACUUCAUCGGCUGACUUCAGACUUCAACAGAAAACAGUUGAUCUAGAAAACGUGAACGUUUUAUUGACAUCACCACACUCUCAAGCACUCAUUGAACGUCUUCGUGAACCAAUCGAGCAACAAGUUCAAGGAUUCUGGAGUACUGCUAGUGCCGUUGAAAAGAAGGAAAUGUUCUUGAAAGAGAAGAUUGAAACGAUUCAUGCGAUGCUCAAAACAUUCUCAACUUCUCUUGUCAGUGAAACGAUUCAUCGGGAUUUCAUGGCAACUGCACAGACUCUGGCUGCUCUUCAAUCGAUUCAACUAACCCCUCGAGAGAUAUUAUGUGCAGCAUUCGGGGUUUCCAAUGAGCAAGUCGAGAAAACAUUCCACGCUCUAAACGAAACCAAUUGGAAUGAAAUUGAAAUUCCAUUAAGACAGAAGGAAAUUUUACUGGCCAAUUUGAGAAUAAUUAAUGCAGAUGUUCCAAGUGUUUUCGGAAGCUUGAUGGGCAAACCAGAAGAAAAUCAAGAGAUCACAAAUGUUCUUCCUCAAGUUCAGAAAGUCCAGUUCUUGUUGAAUGUCCAAAGAGCUUUUGAGCAAUCGGUAGAUGUUACUACGUCUCUUUCCAAAUCAGGUGAUAGCAGCGAGACUCAAAUUUCCAAUAUAAUUUCUUUAAUUUCGUCCGAAAAUUUGGGAGAUUUGAUCUCACAAGCUGUUCAAUUUGCCCAGCCGAAUAUGUCAGAAGAGACAUCGAAACAAUUCCAAAUUCCGAGAGAAAUCCUAUUAGACAGAGUCGUUCCACAAACUUCCGACGAGUCGAUUCAUUCUUUCUGGAGAACCAAUCAACUUUCCGAGGAAACUACUUCAAUCGUUUCUCAAAAAUUAUCUACAUUGACUUCGGAAUUUGUCACUUCUGCAGCCAAACAGGUCAGCACAUCGUUGACUUUGGACUACCGACGAAAAAUCUUCAACCAGAAUUCCGAAUUCAUUUUUGGAGAUUUGACAAGAGAUGUCGUGAAGGCCGCCUUUUCUAUUUCUGAUGAGUCUCUGAACCAGUUGUUCUUCCGUUUAGAGCAAUCUGAUUGGAGCCAAAUCAAUCUGACAUCCAGGCAAAAGGCUAUCCUAUCAGCAAACAUCAGGUCGUUAGCUUCUGCAAAUUUGGACAUCCUUCUCGGACAUCUUGCUUCGAAACCAGAAGAAAAAGAGAAUUCUGGCUUCUCAAUGACAGAGCAACGCCGCCUUGAAGUGGAGAACACUUAUAAAAUCAGUCAAAUUCUUUCGAAAAUUGCUAUUGAGAAGAAUAGAAGCGAAGAUGAAAAGGCAACCUUAACAAACCUCGUGAAGCUUCUCACUUCUACCGAUCUGAAGGUAGCAAUUCAAACAGCUGCGUUCGAGAGAAAACCAGAUGAUCUUGUAGUCAGUGCUUCCAUUGUUCCAGUACUUAAGAUUCAGGAUCAUGUAAGAGAGCCAGAAGAACAAGUGAUUCAAGGAUUCUGGAGCAACGACAGACCACAACAAGAAACUGUUGACUUUGUGAUUCGGAAGAUUGAUGUUCUGAAAAGUAUUCUGAAUUGCUACGCUGUUGCAGAAUGUCAAGGAAUCAUAAAAAUCUCGGAAACUGUCAAGGAUGCUUUUGCAGUUAGUGAACAAACCUAUUUCAAGAUUCUGAAGGUUUUGGGAUCUAUGCAAAGCACUGAAAUCCCGGAAGCAGUGAAGGAAACUAUUUCAAAGAACUUGACGAUUCUGAAUUUAUCACCAGUCGAAACGCUGAUCCGAUCCGAUAAACAAGUGGCGUCAGUCAGUGAAACAGUUCGAGAUAAACAGUUGGCUCAAUUUUUGUUCAAUUUCAAGUCAACAUUGGAUUACGAAACUGGAAUCACAACCACGAUUUCAAAGUCUUCAGAACAAGAUAACGUCGUUCUCAACAAUUUGGUUUCUAUUCUUUCCUCUGUUAACCUUGCUGCAGUUGUACCAGAAAAUGGCCAACUACCGUCAACGGAAAAUUCAAUUGUUGACUUCUCAAUGCACCGUCCAGACGCAAGAACAUCUUCUUCUACUACCCUGGAUGACGUCAACAUUUUGAGACACUAUCUACAAACUUUCGCAAUCCAACAAACAUCAACGGAAGUGAACCGAGUCGUAGAGAUCAUCAAAAAAUCUCAAAACUUCCAUCUCGUCCACACGACAGUUCUUGAAGAAAUCAAAACGAUUCAAAUGAGAAUGGAAAUCCUAAAGAGAGUUCUUCUGAACCAAUCAACAGCCGAAGAGAUUCUUCAGGAAGCGUUCCAGAGUAGUGAACAACAAAUGGAGGCGUUCCACAGAAUCAUUGAGAAUGUUCAUUGGGAAGAAACACAACUAACUGAAGAAAUCAUUGGAAAUCUCCGAGUGAACUUCAGUGCGAUCCCUAGAUUUGAAGGAACCGUGGGAUGCUUGAUGGCUCCAGAAGACCAACAACAAUCUGUGGAUACCUACGUAUCUUCUACAAUACGUGCUGAAGCUGUUAUGAAUCUGAUGGCUGCUGCAGAAAAUGCCAUCUCUACAACGUCUUCUCUUUCCAAUAUGGAAUCCGAUGAGCGUCUUCUCCAUAAAACUAUUCUGAAGACGUUGGCAGUUUGUGAUCUGACUGCACCUGCUUCCAAAUCUGAAACAGAGACAAUGGCACAAGGAUUCUAUCAGAAAGUGGAAAAUUCAGAAACCCACCAACAACAAGCACGAGAAGCAAAAGUUAUGAUGGAUAUUCAGGAAUGUGUCUUCACAACUUGUACUGGAUAUUCUGAUAUGAAUAAACCAGAAAAUUCCGAAGUCACGAGCUACUCGGCACUUCUUGGAACAAUGUCCAUUUGUGACUUUGUCACCAUGGCAGCUUCCAACAUUCAGGUUGACAGUAAAUACGAUUAUUACCGUCGGCCAGCUCCAAAGGAUGCCGAGUUGACUAUCGCUGGUUCAAACACUGAAACGUUCUCGCUAGCUCUUCAGGAAACGGGAGAAGUGACGUCAUCUGGAAUCUGGAAUACUGUAUCCACUUCAGAAGCAGCAAAGACUACAGUUUCUGAUAAGAAGAUUUCGGUUUCCAAAACUCAGAUGUCAACCAAAGCUAGCAGUGAAAACGCUGUCAAUUAUGAGCAGUCUCUCGAAAAAGAUACAAAGGAGACAAUCGAAACAAAGAUUCCUCAGUCUACUCAAGAGUUCCUUCAGCAGAAAUAUUCGAUUGAUCGAUCUGAAUCGAAUGUUCAAAUUCAAGGAACACCAGCUUCUGAAUCGUUUGAAGUUCAAUAUCCUGUAUCAAAUGCUGACACUGUGAGUCAAACAAUGAGAUCUCAAAGUCAAAGGGGUCUUCAAUUUGGAGGAACUUUUGGAGAGCUGGCGCCUCCUCUACCACAAGAAGAAGAUGCUGAAACAACCAUCCGUCAAAGUAGGCUCUACAGGUCUUCCAGCCAAGUUCGUGCUCCAUCUGAAGAAUCAAUUCACAGAACGGAAGCGCUGAGAAGAUCAGAAUCAUUAGAAUCAAAUGCUAGAAAAACAUUUGUAGAAAGAAGACGUGAAAGCAUUUCAAUGAGUCAAAAAGCUUCUGUGGAAAGAGAAACGAGUAUGGAAGCAAGAGUUUCGAAACCAGAACAGUCUGCUCCAGUGGAAUCUCUCCAGAAGACAAAAACGAAAGGGCUGACGUCUUCUAGUGUCGCUGAAUCCAAGGAUUAUAAUGUCUGUGGUAGCUGGACAACAGCAAAACCACCAAUCGGAGCAAAAGUUUCAUUUCAAACUAAAAAAGUAGAAAAAGAGGUCACUUCAGCCACGAUGACGGUAGCUAGCGCUAGUGUUUAUUGUGAAGUAGGGCUAGAGAGUAAAAAGUCUCAUUGCGGUGAUACUACAGGAUUAUUGGUUCGAGCGAAGAGUAUCGAAGAAGUCGAAAGAGAGUUCGGAGUCGAAGUGACAUCUACUGAGAAGAUACUCGAGAAGAGAGAACAAAUCGAAUCAUGGAUCAAGAGUUUACCGCAAAGCAUGGAAGAAGAGAGGUCAGCAGAGUUCGGAGAUGAUGAAGUGAAGAUUGGAGGUGUCAUGGGAGUCCUGAAUGCACCACGAGAGCAGGAAGAAGAAAUUGAACGCCGAAUGACUGUCAAGAGAGAAGCCAGUGAAACCAGAAAUUUGAAAGCUGCCACCAAAGAAUCCAUCGAUGAGUCAGAUGAGUUCAGCAAGGCGGAAGCAGAUCAAGAGAUUCAAGCAAUCCGAAAGGAAUUGGUAAAAGAGGCAGGAUCUCUAAAUGCAGCUGCCACGAAGGAAAUCAGUGCCACCGCAAAACUCGAAUAUGCGAAGACUCCUUCAGAAGACAUCACCGAGUUGAGUAUGACAGAAUCAAGAAGACAAUCAAAUGUCGGCCAGUUCCAAGAAUCCAAAGAAGAAGAAUUCGUUGGUCUUUGGAAUACUGGAGCCAAGGGACAAACUGCGUCGAUGAUUCUUCCACACAAACCACCAAUUGAUUCUGCUUCAAUCAGAGCCAAAGCAGCAAGAGAAAACUCCAUUGAGAUGAGUGGAAGUCUUCAGAAGUCUCCAUCAGCCGAAGCAUUGGGUGUCAUUUCUCAGAAGAUCAAGAUGGGUGCAGACAGCAAGUUUGGAAUUGCUCAAGGAGUUGCUGAGACUACUUUGACAUCUUCCGAACAAUCUGGAGCGACCAGCCACAACGUUCACAUUUCCAAUACUGGAACUGCCACUGGAACAGUCAACCAAUUAUCCAAUAAAGAAACUGGAGUUGGAUUCGUUGCUUCCAGUCUAGUUUCACCUAAUCCAGAAUCUGCAGAAACUGAAUUCACUGGAAAAAUUGUGCAACUCACUCAAGCCACAUUGACCAAAUCAGCUGCUGGGGAUGCCGGAGCUAAAGUGGAAUCCGUGAUUCUAGGAAGUGGGGAAAAUCAGGCUGAUGUUUCUCUUCUGAAGAAUGUGACUUCUACUGAAGCAGUAGAAAAAGCUCUUCAAGCUUCAAAGGAUUCAUUUGUUACACUGGAUGCAAAACAAUCUCGUGAAGCAGUUUCAGAAGCAAAGAGUGAUUUGAACUUGAAGACUGCCAACGUCGAGAGUCAUAAGAUGAACGUGGCCGAGACAAGAGAUGAGGAGAGCGGUGUAUUCAUUCGGUCAAGUCACGAAUACGAGGAAACUCAGAAGACAUUGAGACAUCGUAGCGCUUCUCGUGAAUCAGCUAGUCGUACUGUAACAGCCCCGACAAAUCAAGAAGUUCUAUUUAACUUUGACAGAAAACUUGAAGAGUCCGUUGCUGAGGGCUCAUUGAGUAUAGGAAUAGUGAGAGAGUCGUCGCUAAGCGAAGUCAUGAAACAUACCGAACGGACAAGCGAACUUUCGAAAUCUUUCUUGAAUGAAGAAGUUGCAGGUGUCAGAUCUGUCAGUGAAAGGAGAACUGAAGAAUUCAGAGGACGCCAACAAGGAGACGUUGAGAUUCAGACUGGAACAGCUAUGGGCAGAAUCGAAGCACCGAGACCUCAACGAGAGGAAGCUGAAGUAACUCAGAAGCUGACGAGAACAUUGAGUGUAGAGAGAAACGCCAAAGCAGCCGGAACUGUGGAAUCUCAAAUGACCGCGCAAAUUCAAAGAAGAGAAGAUUCACUGACUUCCGAGUACGCAGCCAGAGAAAAUCUUCUGUUGAAAUCUUCCAGUGUCAGCCACGUUGCAACUCAACAAAUGUCCGAGCAUCUUGUGAUGAGAAGCAAGAGUGAACAUCAUAUCAGUGAGAAGAUCCAAGAACGAUUAUGCGAGAAAGAAUCAUUCAGUUCUCAAGAAUUCAUCACUGAAAACCAAGGAGUUCAUACUCAUUGGGACGUCAUUGAUAACAAUGGAGAAGCUCUUAUCUGCUGGAAAUCUGCUGAAACUGAACAGAAAUCAUUGGAUGCCAAGCAGAUAACUGAAUCGUCUGCAGGAACAAACCUUGAUUUAACUGUUAGAUUGCCAGGUGGAAGAGAUGAAGAGAAGAUUGCAGAGCAUGUCUUCGUUGGAAUUAGCGAAGCUCUCAGUGUUUCUGAAACUAGAGCAGAUAUGGAGAUGACAAGACAAGAUGCGUUCUCCGACGAUGCCACGUACGUUGCUUCUGAUAUUCUCGAAGAGCACAGCCUCUCCACAGUUCACGAAUUUGGAGAAUCCGAGGCUUCGAUCACUUUCGGAAUCGGAAAACUCGUGACGAAGAAACCCGAAAAGGAAGAAAUUGGACGCAGUUUCUCAGAGACACGAAAACUUUCUCAAUUCUCUGAAAUCGCCGCGGCUAUUGAAUUGACUACGGAAAUGGACAGUGAGAUUCUCCGUUUGCCAGAAUGUGAUCAAAGUGAAAAAAUGAUUACUCAGAAGUUCGAGCAGAAGGAUUCCAAAGACCUCAAGGCUACAGUGGAGACUUCAUCUGGAAAAGAAGUUAACUUGGAGAAAAGAGAUGUUCGUGAGCAUUCUGUUGAUGUGAAGAAAAAGAAGUUUGAAGUUGAAGAUUUCCAAGAAAUCCUUCCAAUGGUUCGUCGUUGGGCAGAAGUUCUCAGUAUGAAGGCGUCCACAAGUGUUGAUAUCCAAGCUGACAACUCCAUCUCUAAACCAGAUUCUCAAGCUGAAAGUCGAAAGAAUCUAAAAACUGCAAACAGUGAGAAUCACCGAAUCAAUGUGAAUGCUGUCCAAGAAGUAGUAAUGUCUUCUACAACCGCUUUGGAGUGUAAAAAGGCUGGAGAAGACGUUGCAUCCAUCCGACUUCGUGAAAAAUCAAGAGAAAGAGUUGAGAAGAAAUACCAAGAGAAUCAAUGGAAUCUUCUAUCCACCAGUGCCGAAUGGGAAACUCUUCUGAAUGAUUUAGAAGAGUCUGUAACCAUCGCUCAAAGCGUUCAAGAUUCGAUGGCGUUCUCUGCUAAAGCCACAGCAACUGUCAACUUGAAUUCUGAAGCAUCAAUCAAGAAAACAGAAUCAAAUCUUGGAAUUCAGAAGUCAAUUUCUCAAACCAACGUUGACAAAACUAUUAGACAGUUCAACAGUGCCAACGUUGAAAACGAAUUGUUGGUGACUAAACUUGGCAUGGAUUUGGAAGAAAUUGAGAAACUUGUGGAUGAGAUCAACAGAGAACAAGCAGUUGGUGGAAGAAUCCGAGAGUUCGGAAAAUCAGAAACUGGAGGAGGUAUAUAUCUGGUUAGAAGAUCACUUCCGAAGGUCAAGGAGACGUCGACGCAUACUGUAACUCUUGCCACGAGCUUCCGUCAAAUCUUCUCAACGAUGAGUGCUGGAGACGAGAUCAGUGAAGCAAAUGUUGAAUUGACGGUUCCAAGUACAUCAGUGGAAGCUGAAAUCAAGAGUACUGUUGCCAGAAGCAAUUCAACGACAUUCUCAACUUCCCAUGCUUCUGAACAUACUGCGACUACGGUAGCUGAUUACGCUCGAGACAUUGCCAUUUCUGCUUCCACAGCUGCAAGAAAGAAGGCAAUCCCAGUUGAGAAAACGAGCCAGAAACUGAAAGAAGUUGGUGCAGAUGGAAUUGAAAUUCUUUCUCUAUGGGAAGGAAUCGAGACUGAUCUGGAUGCCAGUACUAAGUUGGUAGAUCUUCUCCGUGUCAAAUCUUCCCUCCAAACCAUUGAACCCAGUGAAGAAGUUGAAAGAAUCAACCAGUAUUUGGAAAUGCCCGAAGAAAAAGGACUAGUGAUUCAUUUGAUCAGUGUUCAGAACAAGGAAAUAUGCAAGAGAAAUUUCUUUGUUUCAGUUUGCUCUUUGGAUACUGCUCUAUCUAGGAAAUUUGAGAUACCAUCGGAAUACUCUGUGAGCAAAGUGUUGACCGAUAAACGUGUACUUCGUGAGAUUUGGAGAGUGAUUGAGAGUGGAGACGUGAGUUUCAACGCCGUCAUUAAUUUGCAUAGAUACAGUCUCUCGAAACCGACACUGGCACAGGAAACGGUGCUUAGGGAGGUGGUCCGAAUUGCAGCUCAACCAUUGUUCAUAUCAGCAGGAGACAUUGAAAGCGACGUCGUCUGGAGUACACAACAAUUGGAGAAGACGCCCUGGAGAGAGGAGACAAGCAGAACGAUCAUUGGAGCGAGGAAAGGAGAAGGUGUCAGGAAGAAGAUGGAAGAAGCUGGAGAUGAAAAGGUAAAGCUGAAAGUGGACCUGAUUGGAGGAAACCAGCCGAAUGAAGUGUGCGAAAAGUCAUGGAAGAUUCCGAGAUCUGGAGACAAAGCCAAAUUGGAUACGGAAGAAUUCGAAUUCGAUGAAUGCUUGUUC